This is a messenger RNA of Anisakis simplex (herring worm), 642 nucleotides long. NCBI's taxonomy places the organism in Eukaryota, Metazoa, Nematoda, Chromadorea, Rhabditida, Anisakidae. The record is from the annotation of a GenBank genome assembly.
AUGGUACUUUUUUCACAACAAGCAGUUUGCGUCAUUUUCUCGGUUCUUCUUUCGAUUGCUCUUCAAUCAGCUCACGCAUUUCUCAUACAGUGUGAAUGUCAGUGUAUACCAGACUAUUGCUCAAAGACAGUACCACGGCAGUAUUGUCCUUGUGCUACUGCGGAUACCGUGUAUCAAGGUGUUCCAUGCAAUCCAACAAUUAGCUCAGCUCCAUCAAACAUUAUUAUCUACGGUUCCACUCAGCAGCAACAACAACAACAAUUUACUUAUCCUGUCGUUAUCACUCAACAAAAUCCCUUCUAUCCACAAAUAACUUAUCCUCAGCAAACGCCUUUGCUCACGAAUUCAAAUCCAUUUUAUAUAACCAUUUCCCAACAACCCUCCAACUCGAUUAAUACAGUAAAUCUCGGUUCACUUGGAAUAUUAAACAGUUACCAACAACAACAACAACAAUUUACCACCGGUACAGUAACACUGAGAAUACCACAAGAGAUUCUCAACUACUGUCAACCGAAACAGAAUCCAUGUCCUCUUGGUGAACCAAACGUGCAGGUGGUUGACAACUGUACCAAUUACCCGAACACACAAAGUAUCCGCUGUAUAACAGUCGAUGAGAUUCGUCGCUUAUUCAUUUGUGUGUGA